CUGAAAGUACAAUUCCAUUCCUUGAAGUUGAAGUGAUUUUUUGUAGAUGCCGCCGAAGCACAGAGUGUACAGGGUUCAUUGUGGAUUACGCAAGAGGAGCAUGCUUCCGUUUUUCGGAAUCAUCUCAAGAUGCAGAAAAUCUGAUCAUUACUCCUAAUGCAAAUUACUUUAGAAAAGUAUGUUUACAAGUGCCAAAGUACUGCUCAGCGCGAGCGUGGCCGAUCGAGUACAUGGCGGGCGUGGAGAUGGUGGGGAUGCAGUACACUUCGGUGAACAACGUGAUCGACCGGUGGCACUGCGCCCAGCUCUGCCUCUCGGGGAGCAACCAGUACAACGGCUACGACGUAGGGGCCCGGCCCUGCCUCUCGGCCGUCUACAACCCCCAGACCAAGGUCUGCUCCCUCAGCUCCGAGAACCGCCGCACCCGGCCAGAGGCCUUCUCUCCCUCCGCCGUACCCAUCAUCGAGUACAUUGAGAACGAGUGCAUCAAUGUGUCAGAUGAGAGCAAAAGAUCUUGCUGGCACGACCCAAUUCCUGACCAGGCGCUGUUACAAGUAGAUUUACAAGAGGAGGGAAUUGAUUACGAACAG
This is a messenger RNA of Bemisia tabaci, 590 nucleotides long. The record is from RefSeq and is a predicted model, not a curated record. NCBI's taxonomy places the organism in Eukaryota, Metazoa, Arthropoda, Insecta, Hemiptera, Aleyrodidae.